GGCGGGUCUUACAGCACAGAAAGUCAGCAGUACAACAACCGCAAAACACAACGAAUACCCUAAAAAACACUUUAUACCUGGAUAUAUUCUCAUAUUUAAGGUCCUGGCUGCAGUCUGAUGGGUUCAUGAUAACAUCACAGCGUCUUCAGUACCAUGGCCCUUGUUGAGGAGCAGCCGGAGAAACACUGCUGGGUGUGUUUUGCCACAGAGAAAGACGACUACAGUGCAGAGUGGGUGAGCCCCUGCAGGUGUAAAGGCUGCACAAAAUGGAUCCACCAGUCGUGUCUGCAGCGCUGGCUGGACGAGAAGCAGAAAGGAAACAGCGGAGGAGCCGUCAGCUGUCCUCAGUGUGGCACCGAAUACCACAUCGUCUUCCCCAAGAUGGGUCCGUUGGUGUAUUUCCUCCAGCAGAUCGACAGAGCUCUGUCUAAGGCGAGUCCCUUCGCCGCCGUCGGGGUCGUGAUCGGGACCGUGUACUGGUCCGCCGUCACAUACGGAGCUGUGACCGUCAUGCAGGUUGUUGGACAUAAGAAGGGUCUGUACGUGAUGGAGCGAGCCGACCCUCUGUUCCUGUUGAUGGGUUUGCCGACCAUCCCUGUGCUGCUGGUUCUGGGCAAGAUGGUCCGCUGGGAGGAUUAUCUUGUGAGGCUGUGGCAGAGAUACUCCUACAAGCGCAAACUCCCACCAGGUACGAGUCGCUACCUGCCCCGCGUCCCUGCUGACGGACUGACCUCAGGAGAUCACCUCUCUGUGUCACGGACUCUGUGUGGAGCUCUGGUCUUUCCCUCCAUCGCCAGUCUGGUGGGACGGCUGCUGUUUGGACGAGUGUCUUCUAAUCUGCAGCAAACCGUACUGGGAGGCAUCGCCUUUGUGGUGAUGAAGGGGGUGAUGAAGGUGUAUUUCAAGCAGCAGCAGUACAUCAUUCAGGCCAACGGCAGUCUCAUACUACCCGAGAGGAACGGAGACGGACAGAACGAAGCUGGAGACGAGGACACCGAGGACAGCGGCAACGAAUGAAUGAAUGAAUGAUUUCACCGAGAAAUAAAAACAUCUGUGAGAGGGAAGGAAGGAAGGAAGGAAGGAAGCCGGAGUGGAGGGUACAAAACCAUAUCUUUCAUGAUAAAACUCUGCAAGAACAUUUAAAUAUGAAACUACUGUAAGAUGAGUGAUUGUGUAGGCGAAGAGAAGGAUAAGAGAGUGUGUGGAGUGAUGUGACAUUACUGUUAAAGGGUUCAGACCCCAAACUAUCAGAUAUAACUGUGUACCACUGUAUCACUGAUAAUACUAACCACUAACACAGCAGGAGAUAUAUUAGUCUACAAAAUAUCAACUUUCAAUCCUCUUUAAACUCUCAGUCACCAAGAUACUUGAAGAUGUUUAUAAAAGAUGAUUUAUUGCCUUAUUUUCUCACAAAGUCAGAAGUCAGUCCAGGUGUGAGCAGGUAUUUAUUUACUCAUAACAAGUUAAUGGUUGUUUAAUAUUUACACCACUUUUUAAGCCUUAAAUCCAGUUUAUAUGAAGCUCCUUUCAGACAUGCAUGUUCUAAAAUACGUCGGUCUCAAGUCUGAAUAAAGGCUUGAGUCACAUUUAUUUAAGUUGCAAUCUUACAAACUCAGACUGUAUAUAUUUUUCUUUAAAGGAUUUUUUUUUGUGCCAUUUUCUGUAAAUGCACAUACAACAUCAGCAUGGAAAAUCACCCGUUUUUAUCAGCAGCAGAAGAUGAAACAUGCAGAAAAUUAACACACGCUUGUUCUUCUUAUUUAAAAGCAUAAUAAUAAUUCACUCAUUCACCAUCUUUUAUGCACAGAAAGAAAAGAAAUGAGUGCAAUUAGUCAGUACACACUUUAAAUGACCCAAUUUUAAGAUUCUAUUAAAAUGAUUAUUUCCUUCUGUGUUGAGGGGAAUAUACAACAAUCUACAUGAAGUAGUUAGUUAUUAUUAAAACAGUUAAAUUCAUUGAGUUAAUUAAUGGUUUAUGCAUCCAUGAGUCUUACACACAGUACUCUGAGCACACCUGGAUUAUAGUAAGUAUAGAAGUGUGUCUACUGUCCUGAUUAUGACAAAGAUGACGGGGAAAAAAGUGCCACAUCAAACUCUAAAAGGAUCCCAAUAAGUGAGAUAUACAUAUUUUAACUUGGAUAAAAAAGGAGAGCAUUAAGCAGCAUCUACAUUACAUGGCCACAUGAGCCUCAGAGGCUGACAGUAACAGUAACAGAUGGGUGAAGGCAGCAGUGUCUCAUAUUCAUGUCUGAAAGGAGCUUUAAAUGUCUUCCUUUAAUGUGCCUUAUUUAAAGAAAGUAUAUAAAACAACUCAACAGUAUCAUUUAACUGCUAGACUAACUUCUUCUCCUCUGUGCUGCUCUGAUUGUUUCUGUCUCAGUAAAUGUUCCUGGAUAUUUUCCUGAUAUUUUAAUAUUUCCCACUGACCUUUAGCACAGUUUUUCCCUCCCUGCUGUUCAUUUAGGCUCCUGACUGUUCAUUUAAGGCUUGUGAACUCGUCUUUUCUGCUGUACUUUCAUCUGUCUGAUCCUUCUGUUUUCGAUGCAACCGACUCACCUUAAAUAACUUUUUAAUGGUCGACACAUCGCCGCUCCUCUGUGUGAUAUCGUUUUAAUAGUUUGACCUGAUGAAUCAUAGUCGCUUUUUGCAGAUUUAUGUUGUAGUUGCCAAUCUGGGUAGAAAGUAAAAACUCCUAGAACUUAAAAAGAGAGAGACUUAAAAAACAGUAAAAUCAUUUCAGAGUUUUAUUGCACAGGUUGAGUUUGUGGUUAUUUGGUGGUUGUUGGGUUUUUUUUUUUAAUGCACUUCGUCUUGUGGCAAAGCUGAAGCAGAGUUGUUUAACCUAGAGGUCCAUGUGGUCAAUGGACAUUUAUUAAAAGCGCUGAUAUGUUAAUAUUUAUUUGGAAUAUGUGAAGUAAAAGAAUAAAGUUUAAGAUUUUGCUCUUGAAAAUUGAGAAAUAAAUUGAUGCCCUGCUUAAAUUUACCUCCGAUUACACAAAAAUGUCCCAUAAUCCUGCCCUCUUUGGAUAAUUAAACAUACUCUGAAACGUUAAUUGCACACUUUCCCUCCAGUCAUGUAUGUGUAUGUUUAAAAGGAGCUCUUAUUUUAUGUCGUAGUGAUUGAAUUGUUUAAUAAAGCUCUUUGUAAAACUCAAA
Messenger RNA from Scomber scombrus (Atlantic mackerel), 3156 nucleotides. RefSeq names its product membrane-associated ring finger (C3HC4) 5, like (gene marchf5l). The record is from RefSeq and is a predicted model, not a curated record. NCBI's taxonomy places the organism in Eukaryota, Metazoa, Chordata, Actinopteri, Scombriformes, Scombridae. Gene Ontology annotation, molecular function: zinc ion binding.